Molecule: messenger RNA, 2970 nt
Organism: Adineta ricciae
Lineage: Eukaryota; Metazoa; Rotifera; Eurotatoria; Adinetida; Adinetidae
Source: the annotation of a GenBank genome assembly
AUGUGUUGGAUCAUCCGAAUUCUGUUCAUUCACGUAAUCUUGUGUCAUGUUCAACAAUAUAUGUGUCGAUCGGACACGAGUGCUGAAGAUUCUCAUCGUGAUAGUCAGAAUUCCACUAUACUCAAGUCGUAUAACGACACGUUUAUCACUGACAAGUUCUUAUCGAAAGAUUCAGUGAACCUCAAUCAUGAAAUACCUCGAAGUAUUAUUGACUAUCCGUUAGCAACAAAUUCACACAUGAAAUAUAUCACCGAUGAAGAAGAUUACACGAGCGAUGAAUUGAUUACAUUUGUCAUUCAAACUAACCAACGAAGUUCACAACCGAUUACGAUUCUUGCUGGUUUCGCUUAUGAGAACAUCAAUUACGUAUUCACUAUCGAGUAUCAUCAACUGAAAAUCAUUUUCUCACAAGAUAAACUACCUGAUUUGAUAUUGACAUCAAAAAACGAUUCCGGUCCGAUUAAUGAUGGCCAAUGGCAUCGACUGUAUGUCCAACGACUGAAUCAUACGCUACGAUUUAUUCUUGACAAUAUUGAAGAAUCUACCCUCAACUUAACUAACGAAUGGCAAACAACUCCCAAUAUAUUUAUUGGCAGUGAACUAACACCUGUUCCUAAUAAUGAUUACAUUGGUAAAAUUGGUGAUAUCGUCGUUAGCAAUGCAGGUCGAUCACUAAUCCUUAGGGAAGAAAACCAUUCCGAUGAAAAUGCGAAAGAUUUGUCAACAACUACUCAAUCGAAUUCAUCUCAAACGGUUACUUUUCUACCGAAUGAUAAUCAAGAGGUUAGCUUAUCACUUCCAACCAAUUCUUCUCUCCGCAGUCUAGCAUUUGUCUUUCAAACUUAUUCCAAUAUCAGCACACUUUUACAUUCCGAUGAUAUCGAUAUAAACAUCGAUAUUGAUGGUCACUUGACACUUGCUGUUCGAAACCAUCCUUUACAAAGAAUUCUUUCUUCCGACGAACAAAAUCCUAUCAAUGAUGGACAUCUGUAUUUUAUACGAUUCGAAUUAUUUAAUCAAACUCUUCGUGUAUGGUUAAAUAUCAACAAAAUAGUUUCCAUCGAGCUUUCUUCUCCAUUAAUCAUCGAAAGUUUGAUCUUUGGUUGGCACAAUGAUUUCCUUGGUUGUAUACAAAAUGUCACUUACAAUGAUCAACUAUUUCUAUUUGAGCAUAUUCCAUUCCAUCGUCAACAUUGUUCUUCGAAUAACAUUCGUUUAAAGUCUCUUCAUGAUGUUUAUACUGAUCAGAUAAUCGCAUUCGAAGAAUACGAUCGCCCAGUUGUGGUUAUUCUUGACCAAUCUGAACAAUUCUAUUCAUUUUCGUUUUCAUUUUAUACGCAAGAAUCUGACGGCAUUAUCUGUUCAUUAACCGAUACAACUUAUGAAAAUCUUAUCUUAAUAAGUGUUCGUCAACAACGUCUAGUUAUAACCUCUAUCAAUCAAUAUCUUGAGCGCAUGGAAAUUUCCAUGAACCAAACGAUCGACGAUCGAAUUGAACAUGAAUUAAUCAUUCGAUUAAUUCAUAAAGACCAUCUAUUAUUUCAAUUGGAUAAUGUUCAAAUCGUUCGAAAAUUUGUUAGUCUAUUUUAUAUUCACACGAUUUACAUGGGACAACUGGAUGGAUUUAUUAAGGAAAAGUAUUACGAUUUAGACGGAGAAGAUUUUCUCGGUUGUAUCAAGGACAUCUUGUUAAAUGAUAAAUCAGUAAUUAAACGGGAACAUAUAUAUCGGUCAAGCCGGUUGGGAGACACGUGUCGAUUAACAAAACGUGGACGCAAAAAUUUCAUAUCAUAUAUGUCGUCAGAGAUCAGUUUUUCUGUACGUGAUGAUCACGAUAUAGUUGAAGUGGAAAUUCCAUUCAAUGAAGAAUUCUAUCACUGUCAACUAUCGAUCAAAACUCGUUCGUCCGACGGAAUUCUCUUGUCGCUUCAUUCUGAUGAUGACUAUACAUUUGUUUUCUAUUUAAAUCGUGGCCAAUUAGUUUGGAAAUAUCAUUCCUAUGAUAACACCAUCUCGGAGAUACUCUUCCAAGAUAAUCAAACGAUUAACGAUGGACGACAACAUGAUCUUUUCAUAUCCCGGCAGAUAUCUAAAUUAACUUCAUAUAAAAAUAUCUACAUAGAAAUCGAUGAACGAGCAAGUCAAAUAUCACUGCCGUCAUCUUCGUUAUUAUUUUUUGAUGUUCUAACCGUUGGCGGUUCACGACGAGGAACAUCAACAAGUAAUUUACUUGUUGCUUGUUUUGCUAAUCUGACGUAUAAUCAUCAACUAUUGUUACCUGAAGGAAUUGUGAAAUACGAUCGUUAUGAUUGUUUUUACGAGCAAGAUUCGAUCUGCGAUAAGCAGACGCCUUGUGAACCGAUUCAAAGUUUACAAUUUUGUGGUCAGAUCGAUUGUUCAGUUGUGUGCACACCCUCGACAUUUGAUUUUAAUAAAAAAGGACUCGUACGAUAUUUCUCUGAUAUCGAACCGGGCGAAUAUGAACAAAUAUAUUUAACAAUAUUUACAACGGCAGCCAAUUCAACUCUAUAUUUGACACAGAAUGGUUCGAUUCAAGUAUCAAUUAUCCUUCAAGAUUAUUAUCCACGUUUAAUCAUUCAAAAUGGCGGAAUAAUUUAUACAUAUGAUUUUCCUGGCCGCGUACGGAAUGAUCAAUGGCAUAUAUUGCAGUGUCAGAAAACAUUGAACACAAUUGAUUUGACAUUUGAUGAAGAAACACGGCAUUACACGAAUCUUACUGAGCACUUUACUCUGUUUGCAGAUAAUUUAAUUCAUAUAUGUGGAAGAAAUUUUAAUGGAUAUAUUCAAGAUAUUAUUCUUACAGCUGAUAAUCAUUACGAAAAUUUAAUACAAAACGCGAUUCAUAAUCCGGGAUUAAUCGAUUAUGAUCGAAGUGUUACUUGGAAUAAUCGUGCCAACAUACCUGAAUGUAAGUUUUAUCAAUAUGUAAAACUAGACAUUGAUGACUAG